This is a messenger RNA of Scaptodrosophila lebanonensis, 1992 nucleotides long. Its product is annotated as pollen-specific leucine-rich repeat extensin-like protein 2. Gene Ontology annotation, molecular function: actin filament binding. Gene Ontology annotation, biological process: neuron projection development; calcium-mediated signaling; actin filament organization. Gene Ontology annotation, cellular component: postsynaptic density; cytoplasm; dendrite. Lineage: Eukaryota; Metazoa; Arthropoda; Insecta; Diptera; Drosophilidae. The coding region runs from base 568 to 1992 and encodes 474 amino acids. The record is from RefSeq and is a predicted model, not a curated record. The transcript is spliced from 4 exons.
CGUCGGUCCGCGAUUGCGCGUAUAUUUAAAUGAUAAAAGUGUUUGUACAUCUAUAAACAAAUUAACUUAAAUAACAAAUAUAAGUAAUUCGACGGCUGCAGUUGGCAACCACUGCAACGAAAAUAUAAAGUCCAUAACUGUACACAAAAAACGUCGCCCGCCGUACUGUGAAUUUUCUUAUAAGAAGCAGCAGCAGUGCAAAAAAUUUGCAUUUUCAUCUUCAACAAACAGUGCGCAACAAACAGAGGAACAAAAUGCUGACGACGACAAUGUGUAAACUGCAUAUAGUUGGCCGCUCCUGCUGAUUAGGCUGACGACGACAAGCGACGCUUGCUGCACGCUUGGAUGCCAACAACAACAACAACAACAACAGAAACGCAACAAAUACAAUAAAAACAUAGAGCAGGACGAGGGCAUUGCAGGAAAUAAACAAUGACCAGAUUGGGCAGAGAAUAGUCUGCUCCUAGGCGCCUGCCAUUGAAAAGCGAAGCUGCAUUUGAGAGCAAACAAAAGGAUUGCGAACAAUUAAAAGCAUCACACAGUGAACACAUAUAUAGAAGUCAAAUUAUGGAGAAGCCCAUGCAACAUGCGCCCGCUCCCGUGGGUAAGGUCACACAGAUUGCGAACAUCUUUCAGCGGAAACCCAUUGAGAUUCAGCCAGUGGAGCAACUGAGUGCUGUGGCUGCCGCUCACGCAGCGGCCCAUGCAGCUGCCACCGCUGCCGCCGGUGGGGUCCAGCCGGGGAACGUGGUACGCACCGAAUCCCAUUCGGCACGCUUCAAUAACGCACGCGCUCUCUUCGAGAAACUGGGCGUCGAAUCCAACUCUAAUGUAAGUGGACGGCUGCUGCGCUCCGGCUCCCGAGAGGAUAACCUGUGCGAUAGUUCAGAUCGUUCAUCGUCGCGCUCUUCGGAUCGCUCGCAGUCGCCGCCAAAGCGUCGCACACCCUUUCCAUCGGGUGCCUCGCUGGUGAAUAACAAUUGUGCCCAGAACGGUGGCGAACGCGUGCCCAACAACAAAUUCAUUGUCGAGCCCACGCCUCCGCCAACAAGCAAGUUUCCGCAGCAUAAUCUGUCACGUCUGAAGUCGGAGGAUUCGGCCCCGGUGGGCGUUGCGGGCUCGGUAAGCGCUCUGUUCGCGUCCAAUGCCGAGAAGCCAGAGAAGCCCGAGCGCAAAUUUAACUCACGUGAAUUGAUUGAGAAACAGAAGAAGUGGACUUCACAUUUCACCAAAACCAAAUCGCCACGAACGCAUAGCGAUUUAAAUCGCUGCGACAUUAUACGUACGGUUCCGGGCACGGGUCUCAUUACCGGAGCUGCUGUCAAUCAACGCCAAGAGGAGAAGGCACAGACGCCGCCAGCGCAUCACAAACUGCCCAUGGAGUUGCGAUCGCCAGUGCCGCGACAAACUGACCAGUCAAUACCCCCCAGUCCGCCGGUGCGUCACGCCCCCGUUGCGGCGGCUCCAGUGGCUAAUGCCCCGCCCGAAAUAAAGCCGCGCAGUGGCAAAAUCGGCAGCCCCGUGAAGUCGCCCCCAUUGCCGCCCAUACCGGCGGCCAAGCCAAAGAACGUUAGUCCCGUCAAGUUCAAUGCGGAUCGCGUGCGCUCGCCCACAAAAUGUUCGGAGCCGCCGCCACCGCCGCCCGCGAAAUCGGCGGCCGUGACAGCGGCCAUGCAGCGGUCGCUGCUGCAGGAGCAGGAGCGCGAGCGUGAAGCACCUGUGCCGCCGGAGAAGCCGCGCAAGAAAUCCAUCGAUCUCAUUGAGGAUGCCGCGCCCACCACCUGCUCAACGCCCUCCUCCUGCGCCUCGCCCACUUCCUCACUGAGCACGCACAGCGCCUACUUGCAGGCGGCGAAGCGGGGAUCAAUUGACAGCCUGGGCGGCGGAAGCUCGGGUCCUGGGACCACCCACAUCACUGGGAACGGACUGAGCGGCAGCACCAAUUCGGCCGCCUCACCUUCGCCAGUGGCCAGCGCCUCGUCCGUCGACUGA